This is a messenger RNA of Musca domestica (house fly), 1949 nucleotides long. RefSeq names its product nuclear envelope integral membrane protein. The transcript is spliced from 4 exons. Gene Ontology annotation, cellular component: nuclear envelope. NCBI's taxonomy places the organism in Eukaryota, Metazoa, Arthropoda, Insecta, Diptera, Muscidae. The coding region runs from base 214 to 1863 and encodes 549 amino acids. The record is from RefSeq and is a predicted model, not a curated record.
UAAUAUCUCACUUUAUCCCAUGGCUAGUUUAGAUCGCUUAUUUGUCUCUGUGUAGUAAUUUCAAGUUAUCGAAUAUCGAUGACAUUUUAAUCGGGAAAACAACAGUUAUUAUUUAUCAUUUCAAAUUGACAUAUGAAUUCCAUGACACAACUUAACCAAUUACCAAUUACAACAAAUGGACAAUAUUGAUAAUAGUUUAAUAAAAUAAACAAAAUGGACUUGCUGGUGUUAUUUCUUUCAUUGCUAAUACAAAUAUCCUUAGCUGAAGAUGGGUUAGAAUCGAUUCCUACAGUGGCAAGAGCUCCAGACAAAUUUAAAGUCCAUUUCAUGGAAGCUAAUUCCACGUACGUUUUUAAGCCCUUGAAACGUGGUUUCUUUGAAAAACACUUGAACACCUACUGCUAUUCCGGCGAACCAAAAACAUUAGGCCGUCUGUUGGAGUCGAUUGAGCUGGUCUUAGAAAUCGAUGGAGAUGAUUAUACUCAAUAUGAGGGCACCACACCUCAAGAAGUCGAGGAACACUACAACGAUCACCGUUCCCUUUUCAGUUUCAAUUUAUUCUCUCAAAAACGUUCGCGUUUAUCGCUGUCACCAUUUACGCAACAAUGUAUUGGUAUCGAGAGCGUUCAGCCGUACAAGGUGCAUUUGUUGCAAGAAAAAGUUGAUUAUGUACGUCUCAUGCUGCUGCUUGGUGGCAUAACGAUAUUUCUGUUUUCCGGCGUACUAAGUACAAAUUCAAUAUUUUAUUAUAUAACUGGAAUUAUUAUUGGUAUUUGUUCUUCCUUUCUGCUGUUAAUAUGGCUCUCGGGGAAAUUGAUGCCAAGACGUGCCAUGAUGUAUGGAGUUUUAAUUGGCGGCUGGACCGUUGGUAUUUAUGUCAUUCGCAUGCUUUGGGAUAAUAUACAAAUGAUCAUGAUGACAUAUCAUAAUUAUGUAUGCUGGUACAUCGGAAUAACCGGUCUCAUAUCGUUCUUUUUGUGCUAUCGCUGGGGUCCACCCAAGAAUCGCCGUUCAAAAAACAUUAUCAAAUGGUUGCUACAACUAAUGUCCUUGGCCUUGAUUUACAUCUCGAGUAGUUUUAAGGAAGCCAUUGUUGCUGUUAUACUCAUGACGAUUAUAUUAUAUUAUUUUCCCCGCGUCCUGCGUAACAUAAUGUCUUUUAGAGGUAAAAAAUCAUCAUCGCUGGAUAAGAAGGAAUCACGAUAUGGCAGUGGCAGCAAUUUGAAGACUAAAGACUUAAGAGAGGAUUGUAAAGAAUGGCACAUAAACAGCCCACGAACAAAGGAAUGGAAGAUAAAAUCGAAAUCAAAACUUUCCAUGAAUAGCCCUCAAAAUGUAAUGGGCUCAAGAGCAUCUUUCCACUUGGCUGAUGAUUCACAUGUUUUGGAUAACUCAAAUUCAAAUGUUGAUGAAAAUCAAUCGGAAUCCGAUAUUAGUUUAAAUGAAAACAGCAUGUCCAAACAAAAACUGUAUCCAUUGCCCGAUGGCUCAUUCAUACUAAGUGAUAAACGUCCAAUUAUCAUAACACCUCGUCAAGUUACACCGACUUAUCAUCGUUCGUCGCCGAUGGUUGCAUCGGAUGUCGGAGAACACGAGGAAGAUAGUGAAUUAACACCUAAACUACAUCCGCAUAUGCCAUUGCCUGCACACACACGUCGCCUAACUGCUGCCCUAUCGUGUCAGGAACUAUUCGCAAAAAAUCGCCGAAAUACUCCAUCGCCAUCACAAUUCCAACGUUCUAGUAGUGCUCAACGUAGCAUUCAAUCUCGUUCAUCUCGUAUGGUUUCUUCGGAAAAAAAGGCCUACGGCAGUAAUCCUAAAAUUAAAGUUUCCAAAGCCGAGUCCGAUGAUAGCGAAGACUGAGAUUGUAGAGGAUUUUAGAAAUAAUAAUAUUUUUUUGCUUUUGGAUUUUUAAUAUAAAAAAUAAAGAAAAUAUAUGUUUUAAUAAA